Messenger RNA from Microthlaspi erraticum, 1614 nucleotides. The record is from the annotation of a GenBank genome assembly. Lineage: Eukaryota; Viridiplantae; Streptophyta; Magnoliopsida; Brassicales; Brassicaceae.
AUGAUGGAAGAUCACUUUUAUUGCAAGGACUUGCAUGAGCCCAUCAUUACAAAGGAUAAGCCCGCAGGAAAGGAUGACAAGGCAUGGGAGAUUUUAAAUCGAAAAGCGGUUGCUGUAAUCCGUAAGUACAUUGAUCGAUCACUUUUCGAACAUGUCUCUACUUACACCAACGCUUAUGAAUUAUGGACAAAACUUGAGUCCAUGAUUCAAAAGAAAACGCCUCGGAACAAAGCUCUCCUCGUUCGACGGCUGGUAAAGUUGGAAUACAAGGAUGGCCAGAGCAUGAUGGAGCACUUGAACAAUUUCAAGGGGGUCGUCAAUCAAUUAAGCAAAGUCGACAUGAAGAUUGAAGAUGAAAUGCAAGCCCUUUUACUCCUUAGCUCCCUACCAGAGAGUUGGGACACACUAGUUGUCACUCUCAGCAAUUCAGCACCAGAGGAAAAGCUCACCAUGGACACCGUCAGCGAUAGUCUUCUAAACGAAGAAACAAGGAGAAAAGAACGAGGUUCAAGCACCAUGUCGGAGGCAAACGUCAUAGAUAGACGGGGUAGAGAUGAAACUCGUGGACGCAAUAGAACCCGAGAUAGAGAUCAAUCUAGGGGACGAUCCAAGUCACGCCCUAGAGUUACUUGCUACUAUUGUGGAAAAGUGGGUCAUAGAAAACCAGAAUGCCGGUUUUACAAGAAAGACCAACAAACGGGUAACAUAAAACCAGACCGGUUUAAUCCCACAAAGAAGCACGAUGACAAGACCACCACCAUUGUGUCAGACGAGGAUAACGAUGUUUAUAUUAUUGGAGAAUGCAAUCUUCUCAAUAUUGCCUCCAAUGAUACUUCAUGGAUCGUUGACUCUGGUGCUUCCUUUCAUGUCACUCCUCAUGGAAGCUUCUUCUCAACUUACCAAAGUGGUAACUUUGGUAACGUACAAAUGGGAAAUCAAGGAAGAAGCAAGAUUGUUGGAAGAGGAGAUGUGAUCCUUACAUCAAACACAGGAUGUAAGAUGGUUCUCAAAGAUGUGAGGCAUGUUCCCGACAUGCGACUCAAUCUCAUAUCAACUGGAAAGCUUGAUGAUGCUGGUUUGGAAAAUCACUUUGGUGGAGGCAAGUGGAAACUAACCAGAGGAAACUUGAUUAUGGCUCGAGGAAAUAAAGAGGGAUUGUUGUAUGUGACCCAAGCUAAGCUUUGUAAUGAGGAAGUAAAUGUCGCAAGUGCUAACAUGGAGAUAUGGCACCGGAGAUUGGGACAUAUGAGCGAGAAAGGUCUAAAUAUUCUCGCUCGAAAGAAUUUACUCCCCAAUAUGAAAGGUAUGUCCCUCGAACCAUGUUCUGAUUGCUUAGCUGGAAAACAACAUCGAGUCGCUUUCCAGAGAUCUUCUACACCUACGAGAAGGAAUCACAUUCUCGAUCUUGUGCAUACCGAUGUAUGUUCCAUGUCUGAAAAAUCCAUUGGUGGUGCAUCAUAUUUCGUCACCUUCAUCGAUGACCACUCAAGAAAAGUAUGGGUACGUUUAUUAAAAUCGAAAGAUCAAGUUCUUGAUGCUUUCAAAGAAUUUGUAGCCCAAGUAGAACGAGGUACGGGUCAAAAACUCAAGUGCGUUCGAUCUGAUAAUGGUUGA